AUGCCUGGUGCAGAAGGUUCUCCACUCAAGAAAUGGCAUCUUAGCAUCCGACAAGACCAGAGCGCCCUCUCCGGCCUGGGCUGCGUCCUGCUGGCGGGCACCCACGCCCGGUGGCCCGAGCUGCGGACCCGGCCGCGGCAGCUGCUGCUCUGGCUCUCGCUGGCCGACCUCCUCUCGGCCGCCGCCUACUUCUACGGGGCCCUCCGGGACUUCGGGGCCACCUCGUGGGACUGCGUGGCCCAGGGGGCCCUCUCCACCUUCGCCAACACCAGCUCCUUCUUCUGGACCGUGGCCAUCGCCCUCUACCUCUACCUGAGCAUCGUCCGGGGGGCGCCGGGGAGCCCCGCCCUGCUCGGCCUCUUCCACGCGGUCAGCUGGGGGGUCCCAUUGCUUAUCACCGUCGCAGCUGUCAGUCUGAAGAAGAUUGGCUACGAUGCCUCUGAUGUCUCUGUCGGCUGGUGCUGGGUGGACAUCAACGCAGAGGAUCGUGUCCUGUGGAUGCUCCUCGCAGGCAAGAUGUGGGAAAUCCUGGCCUAUGUAACUCUGCCAAUCUUCUAUAUCCUCAUAAAGAAGCACAUCAACCGAGCGCACGCUGCGCUCUCCGAGUACCGUCCUCUCCUCUCAAGGACCCCGGAUUUCUACCCGAGAACAUCUGUGGCAGACAAGAAGUUGGUCUUGAUCCCCGUUAUCUUCAUCUUUCUCCGGAUCUGGAGCACCGUCCGGUUUGUCCUGACCCUCUGUGGCUCUCUCGCUGUUCAGAACCCCAUCUUGGUGGUCCUUCAUGGCAUUGGCAACACGUUCCAGGGGGGAGCAAACUGCAUCAUGUUUGUCUUCUGUACUCGGGUGGUGCGGAACAAACUUCUCUCUUCUCUCUGCUGCUUGCGACGUGAAAACUCAGACAGCCUUACUCCAAGUCCAGGUGUCCGCUUUCCAGCUCCGUCUUUUUCGUCAAAAGGCUGGGAAACAGAAGAGAUAGACCGAGAAAGCACGGAAUUUCCCAGCACCUGACGAACCCCCAAACAGGACACAUUUUUAA
Pogona vitticeps (central bearded dragon) is the source of this 1036-nucleotide messenger RNA. It is a transcript of the gene GPR157, whose product is annotated as G protein-coupled receptor 157. Gene Ontology annotation, biological process: cell surface receptor signaling pathway; adenylate cyclase-activating G protein-coupled receptor signaling pathway. Gene Ontology annotation, cellular component: plasma membrane. Gene Ontology annotation, molecular function: G protein-coupled receptor activity. The record is from RefSeq and is a predicted model, not a curated record. NCBI's taxonomy places the organism in Eukaryota, Metazoa, Chordata, Lepidosauria, Squamata, Agamidae.